AUGCAACGUGAAUAUCUGAAAGUUGUUGGCAUUAGAGCGCCACAGUCAAAAUUUCACGUUCCGGCACCAAUGAAGGUCAAGGCUGAUAAGAAAUCGAACAAAAAAUUGCUAAGAAGACGAUUAUCUUCGAGAGAAAAUCAUCCCGAUAACAAGGCAAAUGAGGCACCUGAUUCAAUUUCGGCCCACGAAUUAGAUAUUUCACGAACAGCCUCUCUAUCUGAGCAGCUUGAAAUGACAGGUGUGGAAAGUGAUAUUACAGGAAACACACCUUUGGAUAUAGGAAUAUCAAAACAAUUACCUAUAAAUGAUGAUGCGAUGGAUACAAAACCCCGCAUAAAACUAAGUAAAUCCCAGAGGAAACGCCAUCAAAAGCAAGAAGUGGUGAAAUUGAAAAAAUCAGCAAAGGCAUCUGUCCCAAAAGCAGAACCAAAGGAACCACGCACAUCAUCGAGUAUUUCAUUUCCAGAACGUACGGGUUAUGUGCCAACCUUGGACACUGACGAGAAAAAGUUGGAUGCAGUACGGAACCGUCAAGCUGAAAUGUAUCAGUACACUUUGGUUGUGCGUGGAGUGCCAAGAAAUUGUCCUGCAAGUGUGAUUAGAGACCUUUUCCCAACUGCAGUCAAUGUACGCAUACCUUACAAGCGCAAUUCUAGAUAUGCUUUUGCAAAGUUUCGCAAUCAAGAUGAAAUGCUCGCUGCUCAAAAGUCAGUUUCUGGGAAACUGUUGCGUAACAGACCUAUCAAAGUUGAAGUUUGUUCACUACACGGGCCUGAUAAUGUUGACUCAACUAAAUGGUCUGAACCUAUGCAAAAGCAACUUUCACACUUCGAUUGGCGGGCUCUCCAUGUGACUCAUUUGCAUCGUGCCACUUCACGUUUCGAUUUGGCCCAAGUAUUUCCGAAGGCUAUUGGUAUACGCAUGCCAACGUAUGAUGAUGGAUCCUGUCGAGGAUUUUGCACUUUAGUAUACGGCACACGUUUUCAUGCACUCAAAGAUUUUGAAAUGAGACACGGAACCUUUAUACAUGGAGAACCUAUCUGCGUCAACUUUUCUCUCAAAAGCAAAAAAAGAAUAUCUAUGAAAAAUGAAAGACUGCACUCUUCUGCUUUAAACAACAUGGAUUUGGAUAACAAUCAAGUGUCUGAUAAAGGCAAUUGUCCUAAAUCAUCAGACGACCAUUUAGUUAAUAUGUCUACUGAUUCAAUCGAUCCUGAAUUUAAAAUUGAUACAAAACCAACUGUUCCCAACUCAACAGACUCAACAUUGAAAAAGAAGUCAAAAUCUGCUACAGUGAAGCGGGAAAUCUCGGAUCCCUUAUUAAAUAAAAAACAUCAAUUAAAAGAUAAAGGCGUUAAGAAGAAGAAGUCAACUACAAAUAUUUUCGACUCUUUAAUUCAACCAUCGAGUGGAGUGAAUGAUAGAAAGAGGAAGAAAAGCUCAAAAUCUACAAAAAGUGGAAAGAAGUUCAAAAAAUAG
Trichobilharzia szidati is the source of this 1479-nucleotide messenger RNA. NCBI's taxonomy places the organism in Eukaryota, Metazoa, Platyhelminthes, Trematoda, Strigeidida, Schistosomatidae. The record is from the annotation of a GenBank genome assembly.